UUCUAGCCGCUUAAAUUGAGAAAGCUAGAAAGAAUUUUCUCUAACCCACCUCUAAUCCGCACCUUUUCUCAUCAACAAAACCCCUGUCCUUUGUCUGCCAAUCUGCCCUUCUUUGAUUCAACUUUAUCCUGGAACUAAUAGAUUCGACCCGUGACAAUUACAAGAAGAAGAAGAAGUAGUAGAGGAGAUGAAAGGUUUGAAGGGAAGAUUCCUAAAGAAACUGAAAUCCAUUCGUCCCGUCACUUCCUUGAAACCAGAACGAAUUCUUCAGGUAAACGCCUCAGAUGGAUUCUUAGAUUCCUUCUUUCCCCACUGUAACAACCGGGUACCUCAGAAUCCACCCAUCUGCAAAGAACAAGAUGACAAGAUCAAUCAAACUAAUCUUUCCAAGCUGGAACCCGAAAUUAUUAACAUCUCGGAGCUCAUGAAAGACCUUGAAGAAGACGAGGAAAUGGACUCUCAGUUGGGCGAAGACGAUGUUGGCGACAAAGAAAAUAUUGGGCUCUCAGUAAAGCCGAUACACACGUUUUCUAUGAAGCAAAGUCGAAAUCCAGAGGCAACCAUCAUCUUACCAGAGCCCGCAAGCUGUCAUCUUCGCAAUGGCCCAUUGUCGGAGCUGGACGUGUCAUCUCUCCGGCGACCUGACCCUCCACCUGUCGAUCACAAUUCACAGAUUCAAGAGUCAUCAUCACAGUCUGCAAUACGUCCAGGCCCCUUGUCAGAGAUCGACAUCUCCUCUUUCCGGCGACCAGAACUGAAUUCAGAAAGCCACUUUGAUCCCAACCUUCUUACAGCCUUUGAGCAGGGAGCGAUGGAUCACAUUAGAGCCCAUGAAGCUGAGAGAAAAGCUAGAGUUAUUGCGGUAAUGGAUACGAAAGAAAGAAAAGCUGAACCUGAAUCUCCAUCGAAAUCUUGCCGGAUGGAAGAGAAACUUCUCUUAGAAUUCGAAGAGAAAUGCCCACCCGGAGGAAGUGACGCUGUAAUUCUGUACACGACAAGCCUUCGAGGGAUAAGAAAGACAUUUGAGGAUUGCAAUAGCAUCAGGUUUCUGUUGGGAAGCUUCAGGGUUUUGUUCUAUGAGAGAGAUGUGUCGAUGCACUUGGAGUUCAGGGAGGAAUUGUGGAAGAUCUUGGGAGGCAGAGUAGUCCCUCCGAGGUUGUUCAUAAAGGGAAGGUACAUUGGAGGAACUGAAGAGGUGGUAGGCUUGCACGAACAAGGCAAAUUGAGGCAGCUCUUGCAGGGAUUUCCAGCUGAUCAGACCGACAGCCAGUGCGAUGGGUGCGCCGGAAUACGGUUUGUGCUCUGCUUCAAUUGCAGCGGCAGUCGGAAGAUCAUUCCCGAAGUGGGGGAAGAGGAGGAGGAGGAGGAGGGGUUGCCCAUUAGAUGCCCCGAGUGCAAUGAGAAUGGAUUGAUUAUAUGCCCUGUUUGCUGCUGAAGAAUUAUCUCUGGCUCUCUCUCUCUCCCCUUAUUUUCUACUCUGAUCUUACUCUGUUUUUGUUCCCUUCUUUAUAUUUCUUUCGUUACAGAUUAUUUCGAUUCAUGAAGUUUGGAGUAAGAGAUUUGGAGUUGUGUUCAUGUGUUAUUUACAUUUUGUCUAUAGCAUCAUGGGAUUAAAAGUAAACUUAACAUU
Molecule: messenger RNA, 1630 nt
Organism: Telopea speciosissima
Lineage: Eukaryota; Viridiplantae; Streptophyta; Magnoliopsida; Proteales; Proteaceae
Exons: 1
Coding region: 188-1435 (415 amino acids)
Source: RefSeq, a predicted model, not a curated record